Messenger RNA from Odobenus rosmarus divergens (Pacific walrus), 414 nucleotides. RefSeq names its product 60S ribosomal protein L31-like. Lineage: Eukaryota; Metazoa; Chordata; Mammalia; Carnivora; Odobenidae. The record is from RefSeq and is a predicted model, not a curated record. The coding region runs from base 1 to 414 and encodes 137 amino acids. The transcript is spliced from 2 exons.
AUGGAGAGGUCCAGCAGAGUGGCUCCUGUGAAGAAGGGUGGCGAGAAGAAGAAUGGCCAUUCUGCCAUCAACAGAGUAGUGACCAGAGAAUACACCAUCAACAUUCACAAGCACAUCCAUGGAAUGGGUUUCAAGAAGUGUGCCUCAGGGGCACUCAAAGAGAUCCGGAAAUUUGCCAUGAAGGAGAUGGGAACUCCAGAUGUGCACAUUGACACCAGGCUCAACAAAGCUGUCUGGGCCAAAGGAAUAAAGAAUGUUCCAUACUGUAUCUGUGUGUGGUUGUCCAGAAAACAUAACGAGGAUGAAGAUUCACCAAACAAGCUCUACACGUUGGUUACCUAUGUACCUGUCACCACUUUCAAAAAUCUACAGACAGUUAAUGUGGAUGAUAACUAUUUGCUGAUUGUCAAAUAA